This is a messenger RNA of Anisakis simplex (herring worm), 369 nucleotides long. Lineage: Eukaryota; Metazoa; Nematoda; Chromadorea; Rhabditida; Anisakidae. The record is from the annotation of a GenBank genome assembly.
AUGUUGAUAAUCUCAAAGAUAAUCUCAAAUGCGAAAAAGUGUUUUUUUUUUCAGACAGCCGUCUCGUCAACAACCUACGCAUUACCGUCAUCGUUGUUGCCGUGCUCAUCGAAGGCUAAUGCGACCGAUAUCGGUCAGGGUCCGUCGGAUGCGAAGAGUUCUACGUUUAUGGAAACAAUGAAAACAAAAUUGAAGGAUCUGAACGCGGACGAGAUGAAUCAGCUGAUGCAUCGUAUCAAUGAACAUGUACGUAACAAAAUCGUCACACAACUCGCCUCACAAAUCGUCCAAAACUUCGAUGUGAAUCAGCACGACAGUAUGUUCAAUGAAAUCUUGAGUAUUGUCGAUAAGCACAACAAGACCAUUUGA